UUUUUAGUCACAAAUCGAGCAGCCGGCCGCUGUCAAAAUAUUUUGAUUUUUCGAAUUGUCUCCAAAUCUAAUAUAAAUCGAAAACUUCCUUCCAAACUUUAUAAGCAAACAAUUCUAUAAGCGGUGAUUGUCCUCAAAAUGCUGCGCCAACUAAGGAUGACGAUGGAUAUUUCGAGCUGGAUUUUUUUGCCGUGGACACGCUGUGCCUCAAAUGUGCGGAAUCCUCCUCCGCCACUGACCAGCACCUUUGACGAUGUGAUUGUCGACUACGAGGACCCGGACUAUCUGCCGUUGCCGGAAUAUCCUGUGCGUCCCAACGAGCCGUUGGAUAUUCGAAAGCAGCGUCUUUUGUAUCAAUCCCGUAAGCGCGGAAUGCUGGAAAACGAUCUUCUUCUCAGCACAUUUGCGGCCAAGCACCUUCAGAAAUUCAGCGCCGAGCAGACGGCUUUAUACGAUCAGUUAAUCAACGGGGUCAGCAAUGACUGGGAUAUCUAUUACUGGGCCACCGACGUGAAGCCCGUUCCCAAGGAGUACGACACGGAGAUUAUGAUGCUCUUGAAGGAGCACGUCAAGAAUGCCGAGCGGGUCUCACGUCUCCGACAGCCGGAUUUGAAUACUUAGUAUUCCCUGACCUUAUCCAUAUGCUUAUAUAUUUGUCAAAUGCUUUGAAGCCUUCAUUAUAAUGAUAUCGAAUUCUUUAAUCCUGAAUACAAACUGUUCGAAAGUUUCCAAAGGUCCUUAAAAUCUUUGCAGUGCAAUCAUGAAGGUCUAUAAAUUUAUCAUUAUGGCUAUCAAUAGCAAAAACCCAAAACAAUUAAAAAUUAAGGAAAUAUAUAAGGGACUGAAACUAAGUUAUUUUAUUACUUCUGAUCGAACAAGUCGGGUUACACUAAAAAUCUGAUAUAAAAAAAUUAAAAAAACCAAUUUAAUGUAGUCUAUUCAAAGACCUACAAAAAAUUUUACUUUUUUGGAAAUGGUCAUAAAGUAUCUAUUAUUGUCUGACUAUUAUAUAAAAGUCUGUAAAUAAGAUAUUUUUUGACUGAAAAAUAAAAUUCUUCCCGUGACUUUUAUUCAGUGACUUUUAAACAAAAGUUUAGACUGAAAAAAAAAGUCAAAGUAACUGUUAUGAGAACCCUUAUUAAAAAAGUUAUUAAAUAAUUUUUAUUUGGUGACCGAAAAUGUAAGUCUAAAAUAUUUUUGGCUUGCAUCUUGUUUGUGUUCGGUAGCAUUUUUUGCUUAUGUAUAUAUGUUCUUAAGAUUGGAUUUCAUACUUACACACAUAAAUUCAUUGACACAAUGCAACCCCAAAUUCUUCAGAGCAAAAGGAACCACUAUUCACAAUGGUAACAAAUGGAACCGCGAACUCUUCAGAACAAGAGGAACCAAUUUUGACCAUUGUUACAUAUUUGUUAGCGCUGGCCAAUUUAAGCCAUCCGCGAAUUACUAAAUAUAUGAAUCCGCGAAUUCUUUAGAACAAGAGUAAACACUUGACUAUUUUAACAAAUUUUUAUUGCUAACCAUUUGAAACCAUCCAUAAUUCUCUAUAACCAACCAAAUUCCAACAGACGACCUCUCUGCGUUAUUUCUGUUGGCAACAGAUAUUAAAGACUUGUAUAUUUUUGAUCAUUAAAUAACUAUUUAAUAAAUUUUUUAGUAAAAGUCUUCGAAUAACAGAUAUUUAGACUUUUAUCUUUUCAUUUAAGUCAUUGAACAAAUGUUACGGGAAGGCUUUUAAUUUUUAACCAGAAAAUAAUUGUUAUUUUAAGACAUUUAUAUUAAAGUUGAAAAAUACAGUUACUAUAUGACCUAUAAAUAAAAGGGCGAUAAAUAACGAUUAAAGAUUGAUUUUAAAAGUAAGAGUUAUACCGGUUACGGUCCCUGAAAUAUAUCAAUAUAGUUGAAUAUGUUAUGAUCCAGGAGAUCUUGUUUCUAAAGCAUUAUUGUUAAACAAAAAAGAACAUUAAAAAUGCAUACUAGCACCUCUC
Drosophila suzukii is the source of this 1985-nucleotide messenger RNA. Its product is annotated as succinate dehydrogenase assembly factor 2-A, mitochondrial. Gene Ontology annotation, biological process: mitochondrial respiratory chain complex II assembly; protein-FAD linkage; mitochondrial electron transport, succinate to ubiquinone. The record is from RefSeq and is a predicted model, not a curated record. Lineage: Eukaryota; Metazoa; Arthropoda; Insecta; Diptera; Drosophilidae. Gene Ontology annotation, cellular component: mitochondrion.